GUAUGGCUGGGUUAGAGGAACUUGGUAUUCCUGGGGGAGAAUUUCUCCGUGAAUCUUUGACAAACUGUGCUGAUCCUCUAGCUGCUAUAGAAGAGUUUCAAACCGAGAACGGAAUUUUGUUGCCAUCAUUAAGACCUGCAUUGCCUUUCGUGGACCUGCAUGACAUUAAGCGCAUUGAUUUUCAUUCUUCUGUAUUGGAGGAAUUGAGGGAAAGACUGGUACAACAGAUUUCUGACGUAGCAUCAGGGGAAGAUGAGAAGAGGUACACUAAGUUGGAGAGUCUUCUGGAGAAAAGCUUUCCAGUAAUUAAAGUCAAGAGUCUCAGACCAGUGGUAAUGGCCAUCCUAAAACAUCUCCCCCAAAUUAAGGAUGAAUACUUAGAGAAGAUAUUAGAUGAUAAAGAACUAUAUGCAGAAGCAGCUACAGAAGUGAAAAGACAGAUUUGGUCAGACAAUCAAGCAUUAUUUGGAGAUGAGGUUUCACCAUUGUUAUCCCAGUAUAUCAAAGAGAAAGAAAAUUCUCUCUUCUCCCACGAAAAUAGUGCUCAGACUUUUUUCUUAGCAUCACCAAAAGUAAGGAGACAGAGUGAAGUGGUGCAACGACUUGCUGACAUGGUCGGCAAAAAUGUUAAAUUAUAUGAUAUGGUUUUGCAGUUUUUGAGAACACUCUUUCUCAGGACAAGAAACAUGCAUUAUUGUACAUUAAGAGCAGAACUUCUGAUGGCACUUCAUGACCAGGAGGUCAAUGAUAUCUGUUCCAUUGACCCAUGUCACAAAUUUACAUGGUGUGUUGAUGCAUGCAUAAGGGACAAAUUCAUUGAUAGCAAGAGAUCCAGAGAGCUGCUGGGUUUUUUGGAUGGAAUAAGAAGAGGACAAGAAUUUGUUCUUGGUGAUUUAUCCAUGGUGCUUUGUGACCCAUUCUCAAUGAACACAGUUGGUCUCUCAAUGAUGCGGAAUCUACAGCAAUGUAUUAAUAGUGAAUUCUUACCCAGGGAGAGUACUGAGAUUGUACUGCUGGUGAGGAUGAUGGGACUGGGUGUGGGCUCUUGGGACAUGAUUGACAGCCAGCUCUUCAGAGAACCCAAAUUGGAAUCAUCUUUGUUCACCAAAUUUUUACCCAUGAUUUCCUCCCUAAUGGUGGAGGACCACACCCGAGUACUGUCUGCCAAGCUACCUGAUGAACCACCGCUGAGUGCUACUCCACCUUCAGACCUGUUCCUGACGUUUGUCAAAGAGAAUCCAAUUGCCAGCUUCACCACUCUCUACUAUUCUCUUCAGGUCACCAGGAUGAAGGACAGAAUAGCAGCCUGUAACAUUAUUCCUGUUCUUGUCCAUUGUGAAAAUGAACGAGCAUAUGAAGACACAUUCCUUCACUCUCUGAUUUCAUUUCUUAUUGCCAUGUCUGAUGAAUUCUCCCAUGAUGAUUUCUGCAGCGUUGUCUUUGAUGACUUUCUUCUGCCUGGCAUAUCAAGAGAAAAUGUUUUACGCCAUCUUCUUCGUCUGCUGUGGUAUAUACAUCCCAAGGUACCGUCAUGUCGUCUGCAAGCCAUAUUGGACAGCACACAACCAAACAAUGAGCAUAGUGACUUUGUGCACACAACAUACCAUCAACUCACAGAGAAAAUCAAUGCAUACCAGCCAAGUCCAGCAACCCCACAUGAACAGCUGGACUCCCCCCUGAUGAGUGUGCCUACCCCAGCUCCUCUGUAGACCAGCUGGACUCCCCCCUGAUGAGUGUGCCUACCCCAGCUCCUCUGUAGACCAGCUGGACUCUCCCCUGAUGAGUGUGCCUACCCCAGCUCCUCUGUAGAACAGCUGGACUCUCCCCUGAUGAGUGUGCCUACCCCAGCUCCUCUGUAGACCAGCUGGGACAGACAUGUUACAGUUAAAUCAAUUAGAACUGACAAUCUUCUGUGUAUUGUUGUGGCAUCGUGAAUGUGGUUGUGGAGUGUUUUGGUAAACAGUCACUUCAGUUACAUUAUCUCUAACUAUUUUUGAUGGAUACAACCUUAGGAUGUCAAUUUUAUUGAUUAAAAUAAAAUUGACCUAAAAAAAAAAAACUUGUUCAAAAUGUGUUGAGAUUUACUUUAUUGCUAAUAUAUGUAUCAAAACAG
Ostrea edulis (European flat oyster) is the source of this 2113-nucleotide messenger RNA. RefSeq names its product negative elongation factor B-like. The transcript is spliced from 7 exons. Bases 3 to 1709 code for a protein of 568 amino acids. NCBI's taxonomy places the organism in Eukaryota, Metazoa, Mollusca, Bivalvia, Ostreida, Ostreidae. The record is from RefSeq and is a predicted model, not a curated record. Gene Ontology annotation, biological process: negative regulation of transcription elongation by RNA polymerase II. Gene Ontology annotation, cellular component: NELF complex; nucleus.